UGUUUUUCACAGUCUCAAAUCGGAAAAUUUUGAAACUAUGACGACGGAGCUAGUAACGCCGGGAGAUGUAAUCGGGAAAGCAACUGAGUUUAAAGCUGGGAAAGGAGCUUACGUCAACGAUACAACCAUCUACGCUUCCCUCACAGGAACUCGUCGGAUUGUUUCUCCUCUUCCUGAAUCACUUGACAAGAGAGCUACUGUGGAAGUUACGGGUCACAAGGCUCAUGGUCCUAUACCAGAGCCUGGUUCUGUUGUCAUAGCAAGAGUGACUAAAGUUAUGGCUCGGAUGGCUGCUGUUGAUAUCUUGUGUGUUGGUCCAAAGGCCGUUCGUGAAAAUUUUGCUGGGGUAAUCAGGCAACAAGAUGUUAGAGCAACAGAGAUUGACAAAGUUGACUUGCAUCAGUCUUUCCAUGCUGGUGACAUUGUUAGGGCUAUGGUUCUGUCUCUUGGUGAUGCACGGGCUUACUAUUUGUCGACUGCUAAGAAUGAACUUGGUGUGGUCUCAGCAGAAAGUGCUGCAGGCGAAACAAUGGUUCCUAUAAGUUGGACAGAGAUGCAGUGCCCCUUGUCGGGACAAACCGAGAAGAGAAAAGUUGCCAAGGUGGGUAGUUAAACUUGAAGACGAUACUUGGUUUCUCUCACAUAAUGAGGGGUCUUUGCAACAAGAACAACCAUUUGAGAUUAUUACAAUUUUGGGUACUCAGGUGUAGAGAUAAGUUUAGAGCAACUGACCUUAUCAAGGUUGGCACAUUCAUGAUACUAUUAAUUAGGAUACUCACAAGUUGUUAAACUCAAACGACAUUUUGUUGUUAGUGACUAUUUCAAAAGUUUGUGUGCUUAUGUUUUGGUGAAAUAUUGAUUUAAAAAUGCGAA
Molecule: messenger RNA, 873 nt
Organism: Capsella rubella
Lineage: Eukaryota; Viridiplantae; Streptophyta; Magnoliopsida; Brassicales; Brassicaceae
Product: exosome complex component CSL4
Exons: 6
Coding region: 38-613 (191 amino acids)
Biological process (GO): RNA processing
Cellular component (GO): nuclear exosome (RNase complex); cytoplasm
Molecular function (GO): RNA binding
Source: RefSeq, a predicted model, not a curated record